Molecule: messenger RNA, 624 nt
Organism: Lathyrus sativus (Indian pea)
Lineage: Eukaryota; Viridiplantae; Streptophyta; Magnoliopsida; Fabales; Fabaceae
Source: the annotation of a GenBank genome assembly
AUGUCUUUCCCCACCUUGAAAGUUGUUCUCUCACUCUUCAUUUACACAUUUACCCUUGUGACCAUAACAAGGGCCGGCGACCCGGACAUACUAACCGACUUCAUAAGCCCGAUAACCGGCCCAAUUGACGCGAACUUCUUCACCUACACGGGCUUCCGCGUUCUCGUCGGACCACAAAACCCAAGCCCACCACCUUUCAAAGUACUAAAAGCAACCAUGAUAGAAUUUCCAUCAUUGAAUGGACAAAGUGUGUCCUAUGCUUCUCUUCAAUUCCAACCUAAAAGCACUAAUCCACCACACAUCCACCCACGUUCAGCUGAACUACUCUUUCUUGUUCAAGGUUCACUUCAAGUUGGAUUCGUCGACACAACUAAUAAACUCUUCACGCAAACUCUUUCAACCGGUGAUUUGUUCGUGUUUCCGAAGGGUCUUGUCCAUUUCCAAUAUAAUGCCGAUGAUAAGGCUCCUGCUGUUGCUAUAUCAGCCUUUGGUAGUGCUAAUGCUGGCACUAUUUCACUUCCUAAUACGUUGUUUAAUACUUCUAUUAGUGAUAAUGUCUUGGCUUUGGCUUUUAAGACUGAUGUUUCCACCAUUCAAAACUUGAAGAAAGGAUUUUCUACCUAG